CUCCUCUUUUGCAUCCUUGCGCAGAUGAAUAACGCUUAAGGACGCUGCUGCUGCUCACCGACCUCUCAAAGGCUCGCUGACUCGAAAGAAAUCAGCUUCAUUCAUCAUGGCGCAGACGACCGUCGCCACUGCUGCUGGUGCAGCGACUGUGCAAGUCACUGGCCUCUCUGCCACCACCACCAAACAAUCACUCGAAGAAUACUUCUCCUUUUGCGGCUCCAUCGCCUCCUCGUCAAUCGAAAUAGAUGCUGAUGUUGCUGACAAGCAGAAAGCAACUGUCACUUUUCUCAAGAGCAGUGCCGCCAGCAAUGCUGCGAUGCUAAAUGGCGGUCAGCUCGAUGGAACCACGGUCCACGUGGCCAUCCCUUGCGCAGAGGCAUCCGUUGCAACAAAAGGCGUACACACUGUCCCUAUCGUCAAUACCUCUUUCGCCGCCGGCUACAAACUCGCGCAAGAGGACAAGCCGCACAGCGCCAUUGUUGCCGAAGUCCUCGCGCAUGGCUAUAAGCUGAGCGACGACAUCACCAAGCGUGCCAUCGAGCUCGACAACAAGCAUGGCCUCAGCACGCAGUUCCGCUCCUACCUUGAGCAUAUCGAUCGCCAGCUCGGCCAGCGCUACGCGCAGGCGCAGGUCAAGAACGCUGACGCUUCCACCACGCAAACCCAGGAGAAGGCCAAGGACGAGGAGGUCCAGCAGGCUGUCGCUGAGGAAGAUGCGAGCAAGUUGCCGGCUCCGGGCGCCAUUGCAACCUCCGAAGGGCUUACCACCACGACAGAGGUGCUUUCUGCAGGUGCUGCCGCCACGGGCUCGCAAGGCCAGUCCACCUCGUUUGUUGCACAGGUUCAGUCGCAGGCACAUAAGGUGCUCAAUGAUCCAAACAGCAUCGUCGGACAAGCCCAAUCGCGCGCCAACGAGAUCCUUAACCGCCCCGAUGUCAAGUCGCGCACCGAUUUCGUCUGGAGCAAGUUUGGCGAGUACUAUAACAAGGCGGCGAAUCACCCUUCCAUCAAGGGCUUUUACGAAAAGGCCAGCAAGACUGUCGCUGACGUUCACGAGGAGGCCAAGCGGAUCAAGGAGCAAAAAGCUGCAGGGGACCCCACCGGUGCUACAGGGAGCAACGUGGCGUCUUUGCCAGCCGGCGUGCCGGCGCCAUCCUUCAUAAGCAAAUCUUCCUCAUCCUGGCUUCUCGUCGCUCUCUUGCUUUUUAGCUCGAUCAGCAUCCAGGGUACUCUUGCACAUGGAGGGAUAGGUGAAGAGAUGCACCCGGCAGAUAUUGCCGGCGUCAAACCAAACAAGCCGGGCGAGGAGAGCUACGUGCAGAAGCACAUGGCAUCCGAGCACCACAUUGGCGCGUUCGACCUCGGCAGCUUCUUUAGCCUACACGACCUCAACCGUGACGGCGUGCUUGAUCGCGCAGAGAUUGAGGCUAUUUAUGGCGUCCACCACUCGACAUCUGUCAAGCACUCUCCUUCCCCAGAGGUGCAUGACGAGAAGGCUGAGAAGGUCGUCGCCGAGGUGCUGCGCCGCCUCGACUCCAACAACGACGGCAUGGUGACAAAACGUGAGUUCAUCAACGGCGGGCCGAAUGGCCUUCCUGCUUUCGAGCAGUACGGUAAGGGUGUCCUGGGCCACCACUACGAUGAGGAGUCCGAGUACUUUGUCCACCAUGAGGAGAUCUACCACAACACGCCAGAGUCGCAGAAGGACGAGUCGUACAACCACAAGGCGGAUGUGGAACACUUUGCGCACCAUGAGGCCAUCGAGCGCGAGGAGGAGCAGCGCGAGCGGCACGCCGAGGGCAUGCUGUCCAUCGAAGAAGAUGAGCGGAUGCGCAAGGAGGCCGAGGCCAAGGGACAGACGUACAGGUCGCCGUACGAGGCGCAGCAGCACGCGGCUGGUGUACACGAUGGUGUGUUCUACGGGGCGCAGAGAGGCGAGUACUACGGCGGCUAUGCCCAGGAAGAGGCGCAGGGCGACCAGCACAUCUUCCGCGGGCCCAGCGGCGCACACCUCGUCAAGAGCCACGCCGCCACCGACGGCAUGCACGACCAGGAAGAGCAUCGCCUCCCCGGCGAGACCAGCGAGGGCUACUCGCAGCGCAGGCUGCUCUGGGAGCAGCGCAAGAACGCAGCCGCGUACUUUGAAAAGCUGCAGGAAGACCAAAACAAGAAUGGCAAAGGCGGUGCAGGUAUUGGCGCUGCGAGCGGCACAGUCAAGGUGCAGAAGCUACCCGGCGAGUCGGACGAGGCGUACCGGAGCAGGCUCAAUAAGGCCAAGUGGGCUGCGGAAAAGCAGCAGGGUGCAACCAAGAAGGCCAUGCCAAAGGAUCCGGCCAUGAAGAAGGGUGCACCGUACAAGUACCCUCCCAUCGGUCAAAAACAGAGCCGUCUCAAGAAGAGCUCAUAUUUUGGAGAGUUUUGAGCUCACUUCCGAUUCUUUGCUUCUCCCUAUUGUCCCUGGACACCGAUUCUGCGCACUAUGUCUCACUACACUCCUUCCCAGUAAUCUACGAGUACACACUCUCCGUUCAUUCGUUUAC
Molecule: messenger RNA, 2540 nt
Organism: Tilletiaria anomala UBC 951
Lineage: Eukaryota; Fungi; Basidiomycota; Exobasidiomycetes; Georgefischeriales; Tilletiariaceae
Exons: 3
Coding region: 107-2422 (771 amino acids)
Cellular component (GO): extracellular exosome; endoplasmic reticulum-Golgi intermediate compartment
Molecular function (GO): calcium ion binding; RNA binding
Source: RefSeq, a predicted model, not a curated record